CAUGCCUUCACAAAUCUGGAGCCUUCUUUUUCCUCUCGCCUCUUUCUCUCUGAGCUACUCAUACUGUUUCUUCUUCGCGGGAUUUACUGAAUUUCCGGCCUCAAAUCAGUGUAUUCCGAUCAAAAAUCACACACGGGUAUGUAGACUUUCCUUUGAAUCAUUCAAAUUUUGUAAUUACAAGUUUCAAUUCAAUUUUACGGAAGAAAAACCCCAACUGUUGCCCUAAAUUUUGAUUUUACAAUGUCAUCUCCUUAUUCAACUCCAAAGAAACGCCUAAAAUCGAAACAUACAAAACCCAAUUCUCCUUCGAUUCCAUUACUGAAAGAGCCAUCACCAGGGUUUUUUCCUACAAAACAAGAAAUCAUAAAUUUACUUGGAGUCAUUACUAUUGCAAUCACAGUAGCUGUUACCUGUAAUUACAUUGCCACCAAUUUCAAUCGCCAACCUAAACCCUAUUGUGAUAGUAUUGAUAGAGUAGUAUCAGAUGAUUAUUCUUUAUUAUCUGAUGAUUUCUAUUGCGAGCCCUGUCCGGAGAAUGGAGAAUGUGUUGAUGGUAAUUUGGAAUGUGUUAGUGGGUAUAAGAAGCAGGGAAGGUUAUGUGUUGAAGAUGGGAAGAUUAAUCAAAUAGCUAAGGAGCUUUCUAAAUGGAUUGAGGUUCGUGUUUGUGAAUCGGCUGUUGGGUCUUUGUGUGAUGGGAUUGGGGAAGUUUGGGUUCAGGAGGCGCAAGUUUUUAAGGAAAUUGAGGAUAAACAAGAGUUGAAAAGGAAGUUCGGAUUGAAGAAUGAUGACUCUUAUGUGCUUACGAAACAGAAGGCAAUGGAAUCGGUUGGUAGGUUGUUAGAAACAAGGAAAAAUUUGCAGGGUAGGGUUAAAGAAAUGAAGUGUCCAGACACAUUGGUGGAACAUUAUAAGCCACUAUCUUGCUAUGUGCGUCAUUGGGUCAUCAAGAAUGCAUUCUAUCUAGUGCCACUCUGUGCUUUCAUUGGAGGAUUGAUAACUAGUUUUGUUUGUUUACUUCGGAAAAUUCGUCGGAGGCGGUAUCUGUCAAGUAGAGGUGAAGAGCUUUACGAGCAGAUUUGUGACAUUCUUGAAGAGAAAGCGGUGAUGGCAAAGAAUGCUUUUACUGGUGAAGGUGAACCCUGGGUUGUUGCGUCUUUGUUACGAGAUCAUCUGUUGUUGCCAAGGGAAAGGAAGGAUUCACAAUUAUGGAAAAAGGUUGAGGAGUUGGUCCAAGAAGAUUCUCGUUUGGAUCAGUACCCAAAGCUGGUGAGGGGUGAGUCCAAGGUUGUUUGGGAAUGGCAAGUUGAAGGUUCGUUAAGCUCUUCAAGGUCAAGAACAAAGGGUAAAGCAAUCAAACAGACACCUGACAGUAGACUGCCACACUCAUCCGCAAGCGUACAGACACCGAAUGGAACACUGCCAAACUCACCUGUUCAUAUAGCUGCUAGCAAUUGAGCUCUCUGAUUCUAGCUUUCAUAUUUGGUGAACACAGUUAAAUCCUCUUCUUCAUGGUUACUGUCUCAAGCAAAUUAUAGAUGGGUCUCAGCCGUGUCCUUCAGCAACCUUUCCUGAUGUAAAAACUACUAGUCCAGCCUAUGAGGAAUGGAUUGAACAUGAUGCUAUUAUUCUUGGUUGGUAUUUUUCUUCUAUGACUAAUCCUGUUUUGAUUGAAGUUGGCGAUUUUGAAACUUACAAGGCUGUUUGUGAUGCUCUAGCUACUGUAUGUGCCUCAAAUCUGAAGCUCGAGUACAGGGUAAAAAUUUUGCUGCUUGAAAACAAUAGGGAUGGGGUUACCAUUUCGCUGCUUAAAAACAAAUAGAAUGGGGUUACCCUUUUAUACAUCUUUCUAUAUUUUAGAGUUCCUUUGCAAUUUUAAGAUGUACUGUUAACCACAAUCUCCUUAACUUUGUUUUGUUGAAAUGGAGAAGAAACAUUGUAAUA
Molecule: messenger RNA, 1941 nt
Organism: Papaver somniferum (opium poppy)
Lineage: Eukaryota; Viridiplantae; Streptophyta; Magnoliopsida; Ranunculales; Papaveraceae
Exons: 1
Coding region: 241-1455 (404 amino acids)
Cellular component (GO): nuclear inner membrane
Molecular function (GO): chromatin binding
Source: RefSeq, a predicted model, not a curated record